GAGAAACACUAAGAGAAAAACGCAAGAUCAACAGCUGAGAACAAGGAGGUCAGGAUAAAGGGAGACAUUUCCUUUGGCCAUGGAAAAGUCUUUUUUUGGCUUGGGCAGCAUGGAAAGCUUUUUAGAAGGAAAGUAACAUUUCUGAGGUUAAAUAAAAGGGACCUGACAGAAAAAUCUAAUAAUUAAACAAACAACCAAAAAAUAAAUUAAAACAAUAGUUAAGAAGUCUAGCGAAUAAGCAAAUAAACAAAUGAAAAAUAAAUAACUAAAGAGCCUACAAAGCAGGACAGUUCUACAGCUCAUCUCACCUUCUGCGGGUUCGCUGAGACAGUGAGACGGGACUGUGGCGCAAGGGUCAAGUAUCUGCAGAGACUGCAAAGUCCCACUCAGACAACCCAGCCAAGCGCCGAGGACUCUGGGGGAUUUGUUCUAGACUCGCUUGUGAAAUCAGUCAAAGGUGAACCAAAUUCCCGACCAUUCCUGAAAGGCUACUGGAACUUUUUCCGAUUUCUUCUGCACCCCUCCCACCAGCAGAAUGGCGGUAUCGCGGGGCUGCCUGUGCUGUGUGAAGUAUCUCAUGUUUGUCUUCAAUCUUGUCUUCUGGCUGGGGGGAUGUGGCUUGUUUGGCGUGGGGGUGUGGCUUUCCUUCACCCAAUCAAAGUUCUCCUCCCUCCCCCUGUCCUUCCCUUCCCUUUCUGCUGCCAACCUGCUGUUGGUUGCAGGGGGCGUUACCAUGGUGACUGGAUUCCUCGGAUGCUUGGGUGCGCUGAAAGAGCAGCGUUGCCUGUUGAUGACGUUUUUUGUCAUCCUGCUACUUCUCUUCCUGAUCGAAGUGACUUUGAUUCUGAUUUUAAGCAUCUACCACAGAGAGCUGGACCAAAAAGCAAAAGAUGGCUUGAUCCAAAGCAUGAAGAACUACAAGACAAACAAGCACCUGCAGGUUUCCUGGGACAACAUGCAGACGAUCUUUAAGUGUUGUGGCGUGAGCAACCACACGGACUGGUACAACAACAUGGGGAUAGACCAGCACCCAGAGUCCUGCUGCAGACAGGACCUCGGCCGCUGCCACAGAUGGGAGGAGCCAUGCUAUGAGAAGGCCAAGGAGUUUAUCCUGAGCAACCUCACGUCUGUGCUGGGCUUUGGUGUCUGCCUUGGCAUCGUACAGAUCCUGGCCCUGGCAUUCUCUAUGCUGAUGUACUGCCAAAUCCUGCGUGCUGAAAAGUACCUGGACUGAGCAAGCACACACAGCAAACACUCGCUCUGCUUAACGGAGCCAAGCAGUGUGUGUGUGUGGAGCACGAAGAUGCAUGUGGGAGUUUGUGUAACGCAUGGGCGACAUGAAGUGUGCAUGCGUGGAACAUUCAGACAUCUGUGUUGAACAUUAAGUGUGUGUGCAAUGUCUGUAACAUGAAGUGUGUGUGUGUAACAUGAAGAAACCGACCGUACUCUUUUAGGAUAUACCUGACUCUGCAUCUCUGAUACAAUACUAUUUAAGUUGGGAAUUUCUAGCUAGAAUUUUUAUUCUUAAAACCGAAUCUGAGAUAUGAAAACCAUAAGUGCAGUCUAGCAGUUAUCCUGCAUAUUUUGUAAGGAGGCAGAAGAGAACAAAACAAAGCCUAUUCCAGUGCUGUAGUCUCACAUCGCCCACUGUAGGGAUGGGAUGUCCCAGACUCCCCUCAGUCAGAUUCAGAAGCUCCAGUUGGCAGGCUGGAUGUUUAAACUUGGACUUAUAGAUCAAGUUACUCCAUACGGUUGUUGCUUUAUAAUGUAGUAUUUCCACGUAAUUUGCUGUCUGAAUUUUUUGUUAAGGUCAAUAAAAUUGAAUUGCUGUUA
This is a messenger RNA of Electrophorus electricus (electric eel), 1833 nucleotides long. RefSeq names its product tetraspanin 4b (gene tspan4b). The record is from RefSeq and is a predicted model, not a curated record. Gene Ontology annotation, cellular component: plasma membrane. NCBI's taxonomy places the organism in Eukaryota, Metazoa, Chordata, Actinopteri, Gymnotiformes, Gymnotidae.